AUGCCAUCCCAAUACUCGAUCACCGAGCCUCACCCACACACAGGCAAAUACGUCCACUCCGGCCGUGGCGGUGCAGGAAACACCUUCAAAGCCCCUAAGACCAGCAGCGGUACCUCUGCACGCGGUCCAGCCUCUCUUCUCGAGACCGGACUCCCAAAGUCGACCUCCAGGUUCUCCAGCGGACGUGGUGGGGCAGGAAACAUUCACGAGCCCAGCGAGCGAGCAAUCUUCUCCUUCGAUGAAGAGCUAGAGCGUCAAUCUACCCGAGAGAGGAGAUUGAAGGAGUCAGGCGUAUGGCACGUUGGCCGAGGGGGAGCAGGCAACUAUGCUGUCGCUCGUGCCGGCUCCGGACGCAAGGACUCGACCUCCUCAGCGGGCAGCGAUGCCAGCUCCAGAAGUGGAUUCUUUGGUCGUUUGAGCCACACUUUUGAGCGCCAGCAUUAA
Hyaloscypha bicolor E is the source of this 444-nucleotide messenger RNA. RefSeq lists its product as uncharacterized. The record is from RefSeq and is a predicted model, not a curated record. NCBI's taxonomy places the organism in Eukaryota, Fungi, Ascomycota, Leotiomycetes, Helotiales, Hyaloscyphaceae. The transcript has a single exon. The coding region runs from base 1 to 444 and encodes 147 amino acids.